GCCGCCUCCAAGUUCCCCGCGGGGCGGCGGCUGCGGCGGCGGCUCCGCUUGGGGCGAUGGCGGCGAGCGCGGGGCCCCCCCCGGAGCCCUUCCCCCGGGGACCGCGGCGGGGCCGGCACGGGCGGUAGCGGCCGGGGAGCGCCGGCCGGUCACCAUGGCCGACCCCAGCCACAUCCAGUCGGCCGCCUCCAAGAGCAUCCGGCCCUUCCGUUCCAGCGAAGAGUACCUGGAGGCCAUGAAGGAGGACCUGGCCGAGUGGUUCAACACCCUCUACGACCUGGACAUCCAGGUGGACACCUUCCUGGAGAGCCUGGAGACCGGCUGCCACCUCUGCCAACACGCCAACAACGUCAACCGCACCGCCCUGGACUUCCAGCAGCGGCACCCCGAGGUGGCCGCCCAUAUGCGCAUCCCCCAGAAUGAGGUCAUCUUCCAAGCCAAGAACGUGGUGCCCGGUUCCUUUAUUGCCCGGGAUAACGUCUCCAAUUUCAUCCAGUGGUGCCGGCAGGACCUCGGCAUCCAGGACGUCCUCAUGUUUGAGACCAAUGACUUGGUGCUGAAGAAGAACGAGAAGAACUUUGUCCUCUGCUUGUUGGAGGUGGCCAGGAGGGGCUCCAAGUUUGGCAUGCUGGCCCCCAUGCUGAUCCAGAUGGAGGAGGAGAUCGAGGAGGAAAUGAGGGACCAAAUGGCUUAUGGCGUGCUGGGCACGUACCAGGAGAACCGGGACCACCAGGUGCCCACCUACCGGAGCAGGACCCGGCCCAUCGCCCUCUGCGACCUGAAGAACCUGGAUGAGCUGGUGCGGGAGAUCCUGGGCUGCUGCUCCUGCCCUUCCCAGUUCCCCAUGGUCAAGGUCUCCGAGGGCAAAUACAAAGUGGGCGACUCCAGCACCCUCAUCUUCGUCCGAGUGCUGAGGAGCCACGUGAUGGUGCGCGUCGGAGGCGGUUGGGACACGCUGGAACAUUACCUGGAUAAGCACGAUCCGUGCCGCUGCUCCUCGCUCGCUCACCGCCUGCCGCAGCCUCGCGCUCCCGGCUUCUCCCCGCACAAAGCGGCUCCCGGCAGCUUCUCCGGCAGCCCCAGCACCCCACGGCGCCCCCGCGCAGCCGGGGGGAACGGGCACCCCCCGAGGGGUCCCGCCGACACCCCGAAAGCACCGUCCGGCACCAGGCAGGAGGGAAUGUCCCCACGUCGUGGCCCCGCUGCCCUGCCCGGCUCUGCCAGCCCGCUCAGGCCCCGCGACCCCGCUCCGUCCCGCUCCCGCCGCUGCUCGGGCGACAGCGACUCCUCGGCCUCCUCCGCGCAGAGCCUUCGGGAUGGGGGUCCCCCACGCCGCCGCGAGCCCAGCCGAGGGGUCCCCGCGCCGCAGCCGCCACGCCACGCCGGCCCCUCGCCGGGCAGCGGCCGAACGGCUCCGCUUGAGGAGGAACGCGGGCGCUCCCGGGUGCCCAACGGGCCCGGCCGUGCCACGCCGCGUGCCCGCAGCCACGGCCGCCCCGGCCCGCAGCCGCUGCUGCUCAUCAGCCGCCGGCGAGACGGGCAGCACUCGUGGACACGCGCAGAGCCCGCGUCCCGCUCCGGCAGCCCUGCCCGCAGCCACCCGCGGCGACGCUCCUCGCUCCAGGAAGGAUUUGGGGCGCCGGGUGAGGCCACGCAUGGCGGCAGCGACGAUGGCGAAGCUUUGCAGCGGGAGCUGGAGGAGUUGGUGCAGCGGCUGCGGGCGCCGCUGGAGCCCGGGCACGAGCAGCAGCUCUUCCGACGGCUGGAGGAGGAAUUCCUGGCCAACACGCGGCUGAUGGAGGAGCUGGAGGCCGGGGAGGCUCCCGCCAUGCUCCCCGCGCCACCCGCAGCCGCCGACUCGGCCUAUUGCUCCUCCAGCUCCUCUUCAUCCUCCCUCAACGUCUUCGGCAAGGAUGGGCGGCGCAGCGGGAAUGGAGGACCUCCAUUGCCGGCAGCCCCCGAAAUGGCAGAUUUGGGGCGCCGGACGGCCCUCUCCAGCUCUUCCGAUGAAAGCAGCUGCUUAGCAGCGUCCUGGGACACGCGGGAGACGCGGGGCGGCCCCGAGUCCGACACCGACUGGGCGCCAGGGGAGGAUGAGCUGACAGAGACGGAGGAGAACCCCGCCAUGGCCGAGGGCUCCCCCAGAAUCGCCGCACCGGUGCCUUCCCUCUCCACGCCGUCCCCGCGCCUCCAGGCCAAACCUCGGCUGGACACGCAGCCCCACAAGAAGCCCUCCAGGAUCCCCACGCCGCGGGGCUAUGGGGCAGCCCCCCAGCCCUCCACCGGCAGCUCCAAGCCAUGGGGGGCUCUGCAGAACGCCUUCUCCUCUUUCCUGGAGCCCGGUUGGGUCCCACGGGAGCGCGAAGGGCUGGACGAGGACGCCUGGCCAUGAGAUGCCCGUGUUGGUGGCAGGCAGGAUGGGAACAAGCCCCCGGAGACACGGCAGAGCUGCUGCUGGUGAAGGCACCUGCGUGGAGAGGCCCCAGCCAGGUGAUGGCCAUGGACCUGAGUUGGCCAAGGAGCUGGAGCUCCUUCACUUGGUGACUGUUGGCAGUUUGGGUUGGGCCCCGCAAGGAUCCCCUGGCCCCAGCCAGGUGCAGAAGGUUCUAGAUGUGCCCUGAGCUCACCGGGAGCAGGUCCACGGCAGGGUGCCGGGGCAGGAGCGUUGGCCUUGGAACAAGGCUGGAGAGCAACCAGCUCCUCUCUUCUGAUCUUUGUCUCUUCGCUUCAUUCUUCUCCUCCUCCCCUUAUUUUCUUCCUCUUCUCGUUAUCUUCUCCUCUUCUUGACCAUCUUCUCCUCUUCUUGGCUUUUCUGUCCUUCUCUUGUCAUCACCUUCUUAUCUCUUCCUUCAUAUCUUCACGUCUUCUUUUGUCUUUAUCUCUUCUUGGUGGCCUUCUACUUCUCACCUUCUUGUCUCUUUCUCCUCUUUUCAGAACUUUUUCUUCUUGAUGGCUUUCUGUUGUCUUCUCCUCUUCUUGGCUGCCAUUUCUCUUCUCAUAUCUCUCUCCUCCCUCUAUCUGAAAUGACUUGGGGACAUGCAGCUUUUGUCACAACUUGUAUUUUGGGGCAGGGGGGGAUCACAUUUUCCUCUCCAGCAGCUGCCAGUCCCGGCCAGUCGCAGCGUUGUCCAGAGCCUACGUUGAUGUCCAUCACGUGGGAUGGGGCUGUGCAUGGAGCCCCCCACCCAGGCCACCACAGCCCCCACCCCUCUGGCCCUGCAUGUCCCCCCCCAAAGCCAGUAAAGACCA
Messenger RNA from Cuculus canorus (common cuckoo), 3249 nucleotides. It is a transcript of the gene GAS2L1, whose product is annotated as growth arrest specific 2 like 1. Gene Ontology annotation, biological process: protein localization to microtubule plus-end; regulation of microtubule polymerization or depolymerization; actin crosslink formation. The transcript is spliced from 6 exons. The record is from RefSeq and is a predicted model, not a curated record. Bases 155 to 2392 code for a protein of 745 amino acids. Lineage: Eukaryota; Metazoa; Chordata; Aves; Cuculiformes; Cuculidae. Gene Ontology annotation, molecular function: microtubule binding; cytoskeletal adaptor activity; actin filament binding. Gene Ontology annotation, cellular component: microtubule plus-end; cytoplasm; actin filament.